Messenger RNA from Solanum dulcamara, 1582 nucleotides. Its product is annotated as receptor like protein 29-like. Gene Ontology annotation, molecular function: protein binding. The transcript has a single exon. Bases 86 to 1522 code for a protein of 478 amino acids. Lineage: Eukaryota; Viridiplantae; Streptophyta; Magnoliopsida; Solanales; Solanaceae. The record is from RefSeq and is a predicted model, not a curated record.
CUAAACCCCAUAAACCCUCCAAAUAGUUCUUGCAAAUAAAAAAAAUGAUUCUUUUCUUAAAAACCAAAUAGAACUCCAACAAUUGAUGAGAAACUUCAUAGACUUUUACAACAACACAAUGUAUCCAUUCAAACUCUCUUUAUUUCCUCUACUGCUCAUGUUGUUUUUAUCUACCACCACCCCUUCUGUCUCCACCAAUGAACAUGUUACAAACAUCAAGAGUCUCCCACCACCACAACCAAACAUGAAUCCCCAUGAACUAGAAACACUUUUCAAGAUCAUGGAAUCCAUUUCCAAUGAUCAAAAUUGGAGAAAAUCACAUCCAAAUCCAUGCCAACAAGGGUCAUCUUGGCUUGGAAUUGAGUGCAAAAAAAAUACCAAUCUUGAUAAUGAUCAUGACAACAACAUUUACCAUGUCACUAGGCUUGAUUUUGGUACACAUCCAAACCCCACUUGCAAGAAAACAGCAACAUUCCCUUCACUCAUUUUCCAACUCCCAAAUCUUGAAUCUGUUUUCUUCAUCCAAUGCUUCACACAAACAAAAACAAGAAUCUCUGUUCAAGAAAACAGAAUUCUCCAACAACUUAGUUUAAGAUCAAAUCCAUCACUAAUUGGCACAAUCCCACCUCAAAUUUCAUCACUAAAAUCACUCCAAAUCCUCACAUUGUCACAAAACAAUCUUCUUGGACAAAUCCCAGAACAAAUUUUCACCCUUAACUCACUUGUUCAUCUUGAUUUAAGCUACAACAAACUCACAGGCAAAAUCCCAAACCAAAUUGGCAGUCUCAACAAUCUUGUAGGCUUAGAUUUAAGCUACAAUUCAUUCACUAGUCCAAUCCCAUACACAAUUGGCCAACUCAAGACUCUUCAAAAACUCGACUUGAGCUCGAAUUCUUUCACAGGAAAAAUCCCUGAGACAAUUGAAAAUUUACAAUUUUUAAACUUCUUAGCCCUGAGUAACAACAAGUUAACUGGGAAUUUCCCAAAAGGGAUGAAUAAGCUUCAGGAGCUACAAUAUUUUCUUAUGGAUGAUAAUCCAAUGUCCAUAAAACUCCCUGAAGAAUUCAGUCAACUACACAAACUUCAAGAAUUGAGUCUUUCUGCUUCAGGUUACUCAGGAGAAAUACCAUCAAGUUAUUCUCAGCUAUUAAACUUAACUACAUUGUCAUUACAGAACAAUCUAUUAACAGGCGAGAUACCGAUGGAAUUUUCGAGACUUUCACAUAUGUACCACUUGAAUUUGAGCAGAAAUUUGUUAGAUGGUAUUGUUCCAUUCAAUUCAAGUUUCUUGAAAAGACUUGGUAGGAAUUUGGACUUAAGUGGAAAUCCAGGAUUAUGUUUGAAUCCACAUGAAGGGGUUAAUGGAAUUUAUAUUGGAGUUAAUGUGUGUGGGAGCAAGAAUAAUAGUAGUUCUAUAACUAUGCCAUUGAAGAAUAGAUGUGAAGAAGCUUCAUUUGGAGUAAUUACAUCAUUGUUUCUUGUUUGUGUUUUAUGUAUUUUAGAAUUGUUCUUCUUUGUUUAGGAGUUUGUAUUAUUGAUUCUUUAGUUUCUAGUAAAAGGUAUCUCACUUUGUCUCAAAAUA